AUGGACGCCUCCUCCCUCCGCAUCUCCAAGUUCGAUGGAACUAACUUCCACGCCUGGAAGUUCAAGAUGCAGAUGGUGCUGGAGGAACGGGACCUAUGGGAGGUCGUCAGCGGUGAGAUCAAGGCGGAACAGUGCGAGACUCAGUUGGACCAAGCGACGUACAAGAGGAAGUCAAGAAAGGCGAUGGCAGUGAUCUGUCUAGCCAUGGAAGAUUUCCAGCUACCGUUGGUCCGGUCGGCAAGUGGUGCAUGCGACGCAUGGUCAAGGUUGGAAGACCACUUCGAGAAGAAGAGUCUUGCCAACAAGCUGUUCUUGCGCCGUCGCUUCUUCACGACAAUGAUGGAAGAAGGCGACGAUGUGCUCGAACACAUCAACAAGCUCAAGACGCUGGCGGAACAGCUAGAAGCGGUGGGGGACUCCAGUCUGCGAGGACGAUCUGGUGAUCACACUCCUCGGCAGCCUGAGUGA
This is a messenger RNA of Peronospora matthiolae, 468 nucleotides long. The record is from the annotation of a GenBank genome assembly. NCBI's taxonomy places the organism in Eukaryota, Oomycota, Peronosporomycetes, Peronosporales, Peronosporaceae.